CUGUAUUUUCAAUGUCAUUGAAUGUGAAAUAAACAUGGCGUCCAAAAUUGUACGAUCCGGACUUGGAAAUGUUCUUGUAAGACGUUUUGCGUCUAGCAGCGGCCCCUCUGCAGUGGCAGAACAUGGAGGUGAAUUUACUUGAGCCGAUUAUUAUAAUUUUAUCGUUAUUUACAAAUUAAGUAUCUUAUAAAAUUAUGAUUUUCACAAGGUAUGAGAAACUGGAGAUUUCUAUCAUUAGUUGUUGCCCUGCCCGGCGUUGGAGUUUGUUAUCUUAAUGCCCAAUUGAAAGAGGAAGAAGUUCAUAAUGCUCCUCGUCCAGAAUUUAAACCUUAUGAACAUCUGAGAAUCCGUACUAAGGUAAAUUAUUAGACAAUUCAAAGGCACAUGUUCUUUACUAUAAAAUUCGAAUUUAUCAAUUGAAUUUUAUUUCAGAAAUUUCCAUGGGGAGAUGGAAAUCACUCUCUUUUCCACAACUCGCAUGUUAAUGCCCUCCCAGACGGAUUUGAAGAAGAUGGACAUUAAAAAGUACUUACAAAAUGAAUAGCCAAUGUCCAAAAAAUGCACAGUGGUUUUCAUGAAUAUGAAAUUCUUUAAAUACAAAUCGUAUAAAACGUAAAUCAUUUUGAAAUAAAUUAUGACUUGACAUUUUUUUAGACAACUCCGCAUUAAUAAUUAAAAAAGCGAUAACAAAGAUAUGUUUAUAAAUUAGGUAGAGUACCCUACUUAUUCUCUAAACAACUUUAUUAUCAAACGUCACUAUUAUCCGGCUUAUCAAAGCUAAUGAACUUGUAUCUAUUCUUCUCAUUAUCUUCGCUAAUUAAUGCACUGAUAAAUGCAUCAAGACAUUAUAGAUGUUAUUCAUAUGACAUCAUUUAUCUAUUAAAUUUUCUAAAGUAAACAUCCGUGAUGGGAUCGAACAAAAUUGAUACAAACCCCGAAAGAGAGAUGCUAACCACAUCGUUUGCCGGAAUACCAAAGACCUUACAAAGACAAAAUCAACAUCAAGACUGCCACCUGAAGAAAGGGUGCUGUAAUUUCAAAGUUAUCGUUGUAGGUGAAUCUGGAAUUGGUAAAACGACAUUUGUAUAUCGUUUCGUAACUGGGGAAUUUAUUAAUUUUCUACAUCAUUCCGUCUCUUUUUCCUUAACCGAUUCACUCGAUCAUACAAUAGCAUUUGAUGGAUAUAAUAUUCAUUUGGACAUAUGGGAUACUGCAGGUCAAGAACGCUAUAGGAGUUUAACAGGAAGUUACUAUAGGGGUGCUGGUGGUUGUCUCUUGUGUUUUGAUCGAACUGAUGAAACGACCUUCAAUCAUUUAUGCCAUUGGUACGACGAUAUUAAGAAAUACGCUCCUAAGUCUACUAUUCUACUUGUUGGACUUAAAACUUGCAGUACAAAAGAAGAUGCUGUUGACAAAUUUAGAAUAGAGAGAUUCGCCAGCGAAUAUAAUCUUAAUUACGUAAAAGUCGAUUCCGAAAGAGGGAAAAGUGUUGAUCACGCGUUCAGAAGUUUGGUCGAAGGAAUGUGUCAAAGUUUUCUUUUGUCUUCGAAUAAAAGGGUUUACAAUUCCUUGGAAAGAGCUGACAGCGGUUAUUUAAGUUUGGUGAGAACAACGAGCCUUCUAAGACUUCAACAAAGCGUGCAGGACAAUAAGUUUGUUCAACAACUAAAGAGUUCGAGGGCGUUUAAGCAAAAAAGGGGGAAGAGGAAGAACAAUUGCUGCGGGAUUUGUUAG
Messenger RNA from Dimorphilus gyrociliatus, 1734 nucleotides. The record is from the annotation of a GenBank genome assembly. Lineage: Eukaryota; Metazoa; Annelida; Polychaeta; Dinophilidae.